Molecule: messenger RNA, 480 nt
Organism: Giardia duodenalis
Lineage: Eukaryota; Fornicata; Diplomonadida; Hexamitidae
Product: Ribosomal protein L21
Exons: 1
Coding region: 1-480 (159 amino acids)
Biological process (GO): translation
Cellular component (GO): cytosolic large ribosomal subunit; ribosome
Molecular function (GO): structural constituent of ribosome
Source: RefSeq, a predicted model, not a curated record
AUGACGCACAGCCAGGGGUACAGGUGUAAGACGCGCUACUGCUUCGCACGCAAGUUCCGUAGACACGGAAUGGCCAACCUGACGACAUACAACCGCGUCUACAAGCUCGGCCAGUACGUCAACAUCAAGGUGAACGGGGCUUAUCACAAGGGGAUGCCCCACCGCUACUACAACGGGCGCACAGGCACAAUCUUCAACAUCGGGCCGCGUGCCCUCGGUGUCCAGAUCCAGAAGCGCGUCCGCGGCCGCAUCAUGCUCAAGCGCAUCAAUGUGCGUCUGGAGCACGUUCACCCGUCAGACUGCAGGAAGAACCACCUGGAGCGCGUUGCCGCCAACGACGCUGCCCGCAGGCUCGCGAAGGAGACCGGCCAGCCUGUCCCAUGCCUCAAGAGACAAAACGCCCUUCCCAGGGCCGCACACGUGGUCAGCAUAGCAUCUGCCAUCGACAUCACCCCACUCAAGUAUGACGGAGUUUUCUAG